Messenger RNA from Rhinopithecus roxellana (golden snub-nosed monkey), 7892 nucleotides. It is a transcript of the gene FRS2, whose product is annotated as fibroblast growth factor receptor substrate 2. The record is from RefSeq and is a predicted model, not a curated record. The transcript has 7 exons. Gene Ontology annotation, biological process: cell surface receptor protein tyrosine kinase signaling pathway. Lineage: Eukaryota; Metazoa; Chordata; Mammalia; Primates; Cercopithecidae. The coding region runs from base 1527 to 3053 and encodes 508 amino acids. Gene Ontology annotation, cellular component: cytoplasm; cell-cell junction.
AUAUACUUAUUUUAUAGAAAAAUACUGAUGUUACAACAAUAAGAUUAUAGUUCCAUGUAGUGCCUAUAACCACCUUUUCCCUUACUGCCUCCUAAUUAUCUUUUAGUUCUUAGUCUUCCAGCAGUGGGGAGAAACCAAAGAGGGGUAAGAAGUCGUAGAGUGUCUGAGGCAUCCAGUGGACACCCAUGGUCCAUUGGGUAUGUUCAUUCCAGGAGUACUUUGCUAUGUCAGUUGCCUUGGAACUCAGAAUGUGUUUUCUUGUAAAAAGUAUUCUUCUAAAUGAGGCACAAAAAAUCUUCCCCGAUACAACUGACAUGCUGGAUAUUUGCACUGAAAAACAGUAAAAGCAAGCAAAAGCUCUAUAAUACAUUGGAAGCAUUAAUCAAAAUAAUUAAAGAAUAAAAUUGAAUAAAUAUUGAUUCUCAAGAGAUUAAAAUAAUUUCUGGAGAUUCAUGUGGGGACUUUUUAGUAUUUUUAAGAGCUUAAUGAGUUGGUACACUGAUUCUUUAGUAUGUUUAACUUCAUUUCAAAGCUUAUGACUUUUCAUUGGUAGUUAAUAGGUAGACCACUAUCAUUUCUCUUAAUUUUAUGUGCAGUCAUUAAAUUCCUUGCAGGAUAAGGGUUGGAGAAUGCUUAUAAGUGGAAUGAAGAAUGAGAGGAAUAGAGAUGUUUCUGACUUAAUUGGCCAAAAUCCCUUAGAAUACAUUUUAAAAGAGACGGGCAAAGAGAGUAUAUAUUCACCUAAAAUAAGUGGUUUAUGGUAGAAUUAGUCCAGCCCUGGGCAGUUUCCCAAGCCAGAGACAAAGCAUGGUGUAUAUUUGAGCUCCUGGAGAAAAGAAAGGGAUAGUAAAGAAGAGGGACUGGAUUGCUGCCCACCUUAAAGUGAGGUGUAGCAACAUCUCCAAGGGGUGUGAGCCAACACCUGUCAUGCUGAUUUUAUAUAUGAAAUUGAAGUUCAGAGUUGAAAUUGUUGCAUUUGAAGUUCAGAGUUGAAAUUGUUGACUGUCUGUGGGUACGUGGUUUUAGAAAUGUUCAUUUUGGCUAUCAAUUAUAUUUGUUCUCUAGUUAAUAUGUAGAUUAAAAUGAGACUCUUCCCAUAACCCCUAAUAAAAUGCUGAUACAGAGUAUGUAUUCAGUAAAUAUUAGUGUCCCUGUUUGAGUUUGAUUUUUUUAUGCUGUGAAGGGUAAAUUGACCAGAAAUUUUUCAAAAAUAUAUUGAAAUCUCUUAUAAAUCUAGACUGUAAUUUAUCACUGUAAUUUCACUGUUCUGUGAUUCUGUGGCAUGCUUGUUCAUACCGUCGAUUUUCUGAUUUGCUGACUUUUCUGAACUGGUUUUGGAGGGGUCUUGUGGAAUAGGAAGAUAUGGAGGGUGGAUUUUGAAGACAACUCUUCAAGAGGAAUUAUGGUUAAGUCAGCAAACAAAGAAAACAUGGUAUUUUGAAGUAUGAUUAAACUCCUGAUGCUGCAGCAGAGGCUAAUAAUAUUAAUGGCCAGAUCUAGUGCACACAUGGUCUUCUGAAGAAGCCAUGGGUAGCUGUUGUAGCUGUCCAGAUAAAGACACUGUCCCAGAUAACCAUCGGAACAAGUUUAAGGUCAUUAAUGUGGAUGAUGAUGGGAAUGAGUUAGGUUCUGGCAUAAUGGAACUUACAGACACAGAACUGAUUUUAUACACCCGCAAACGUGACUCAGUAAAAUGGCACUACCUCUGCCUGCGACGCUAUGGCUAUGACUCGAAUCUCUUUUCUUUUGAAAGUGGUCGAAGGUGUCAAACUGGACAAGGAAUCUUUGCCUUUAAGUGUGCCCGUGCAGAAGAAUUAUUUAACAUGUUGCAAGAGAUUAUGCAAAAUAAUAGUAUAAAUGUGGUGGAAGAGCCAGUUGUAGAAAGGAAUAAUCAUCAGACAGAAUUGGAAGUCCCUAGAACACCUCGAACACCUACAACUCCAGGAUUUGCUGCUCAGAGCUUACCUAAUGGAUAUCCCCGAUAUCCCUCAUUUGGAGAUGCUUCAUCCCAUCCUUCAAGCAGACAUCCUUCUGUGGGAAGUGCUCGCCUGCCUUCAGUAGGGGAAGAAUCUACACAUCCUUUGCUUGUGGCUGAGGAACAAGUACAUACCUAUGUCAACACUACAGGUGUGCAAGAAGAGCGGAAAAACCGCACAAGUGUGCAUGUUCCAUUGGAGGUGAGGGUUUCUAACGCUGAAAGCAACACACCAAAAGAAGAACCAAGUAGUAUUGAGGACAGGGAUCCUCAGAUUCUUCUUGAACCUGAAGGAGUCAAAUUUGUUUUAGGGCCAACCCCUGUUCAAAAGCAAUUAAUGGAAAAAGAGAAAUUGGAGCAACUUGGAAGAGAUCAAGUUAGUGGAAGUGGAGCAAAUAACACAGAAUGGGACACUGGCUAUGACAGUGAUGAACGAAGAGAUGCACCCUCUGUUAACAAACUGGUGUAUGAAAAUAUAAAUGGGCUAUCUAUCCCUAGUGCCUCAGGGGUCAGGAGAGGUCGUCUGACAUCCACCAGUACCUCAGAUACCCAGAAUAUCAACAACUCAGCUCAGAGAAGAACUGCAUUAUUAAACUAUGAAAAUCUACCAUCUUUGCCUCCUGUUUGGGAAGCCCGCAAGCUAAGUAGGGAUGAAGAUGACAAUUUAGGACCAAAGACCCCAUCUCUAAAUGGCUACCAUAAUAAUCUAGAUCCAAUGCAUAACUAUGUAAAUACAGAGAAUGUAACAGUGCCGGCAAGUGCUCACAAAAUAGAAUAUUCAAGGCGUCGGGACUGUACACCUACAGUCUUUAACUUUGAUAUCAGACGCCCAAGUUUAGAACACAGGCAGCUUAAUUACAUACAGGUUGACUUGGAAGGUGGCAGUGACUCUGACAACCCUCAGACUCCAAAAACGCCUACGACUCCCCUUCCACAAACCCCUACCAGGCGCACAGAGCUGUAUGCCGUGAUAGACAUCGAGAGAACUGCUGCUAUGUCAAAUUUGCAGAAAGCACUGCCACGAGAUGAUGGUACAUCUAGGAAAACUAGACACAAUAGUACUGAUCUGCCCAUGUGAGCCUGGAAAGCAUUAUGUUGUUUGCACCUUUGUGAAGUUUUUAAAAAUGAAGAUGCAAGAGCUUCAUUUUCAUUUCUAAAUACUCCUUUUAUAGACUGAUAAAAUUUUUUUCUGAGUAUUUCAUGUGCAUCUUUAACUAAAGGGAAUUAAUGUAGAGCAGGUACUCCUUAAAGAACACUAAUUUCAUUAUAUACUACUCGUUGUACAGCAGCAUUCCUGUUUUCACAGUGCCUAUUUAAAAUGAGAGUUGAAGUGAAUGACAUGCUGGUUGAUUUUUAUCAAUAUUCUGGACUUAACGUGUAUCUUUCAUGUCUAAGUCAUAGUUGGCUUUUAAAACUUUUUAUAAAGCCUCUUGACAAUGUGCAUUGCUAACAGAUAACUAUAGGCUUUGAAAGUAAUGCUCGUAGAUUCAGUGUUCACAGUAUGUGGCCUCCAGCAUGUAACAUGAGGAAUCCUUUAUUUCAUUAAUUAAAGGCUUUUUUACUUGAGCCAAAACAUAUGUAAAGGAAACAAGUACCACACCUCCUCUUAUACCAGUCAGCUCCUUUGCCUUCAGUGUUACUAGAAAGCAGCCUGUGUCCAUGAGUAUGGUUUGCUGUUGGUGCACUGAAAGGCAAGAAGGAGACAAGAUUUUCUAUUUACUCAUCUCAUGAUGUCAUUUGAAGGGCAUGUCCACAUAUCUUACUCAGAAUUAUAAUAGGCUCAAGAAUCAGUCUCAGGUCACUUUACCCAAAAACAUUUGAAAAUCUGAACCACAAUCUCUUGAAAGUUUUUCUCCUAUAGAUUAUUGACAAAACAUUGUUUUCUGGAGGCAUUUGUGCCAUUAGGUUUCCAUUUAUCUUCAGUUUUUUCUUCGGUGUUUGGGAUGUCUUAUUUUGUUGCCUUACGUCCUUUUCAAUUUAAAAUGUUUGAGAUUGUAUAUAGUUUUGAAAUUGCAUUAUGUGUUCAUUGUUGUUUAGUUUGCAUUUUUGUCAAAUUAUGGUUUUGAAGGUUCAUUUGGAACUUACUGUUAUUCUAUAACAGGGUUGCCCUUGUCCAGUAUUUAUUUAUAUGCUGUUUACUUUUCAAGUUGAUAAAAACAUUCUCUCAAUUCUAAAUUUACUUGUGUCCACAGGUGAUCUCUUUAGCAACUGAGAAAAAAAGGAAGAUACUUUUAAUAUGCAAAGUUCCCUCAAGGUGUACCGUGUUUUCUCUGUGGGCACUCUUCCCCAGCACUUUAGCAGUAAUUCCCCCAGCUACACGCUGCAGUUGUACUCUGCCCACUCUAGUGUUCCUCAGCUCUGCUGUCCUUUUACUUGUAGCUGGAUCUUUGAUUAUCCUUCGAUUUCCAUGAAAUACUAAUAUUGUUGCCAGCAUAGCAGGUACAGUGGAAGUCUUGUAGCAAUGAGAUUGUAUCAUAAUUUAGGAUUUAAAAUGAAUUAAAGUUUAUAUAAACUGAAGAGUCUCCAUAUGUCAAACUCUUGGAAAAUCAAAGAUGUUCCAAUUUCCUAAACACUAGAGAAUAUGAGAGAAGGUAGAGUGGAAAAAGGUUAGGUAACCUUGCAAAAUAUUUUACUAUUUUCUCUAAAUAUGAGGAAGUUUGAGAUUAUGAUCUGGAUCUACCAGAUAUAACUAAGGUUAAUUUAGCAUGAAAAAGUUUUAGUCAUAUUAGCAUCCAACCUAUUCAGUAAAUAACCGAAUCAUAGGACAGUGAUGGAUUAGGAGAACAGUAGAGUGGGAUCAUUAUAAAGAAAAUAAAUUAUUAAAGGUGUCUUUAUCGUUUUCAGUGCCAUUUUAGUGUCUUCAUUAUAAAUCAAUAUCAGUGUAUUUUAUCAUUCUAUGUGCAUAGCAGAAUUUUCUUUUCCCCCUUUUGUUCCCCUGUGAACUUGGUGCUUAUUAAAGUGUUCACUGUUCCCUUAAAAGAGAGCAGUGGUAUAGGUGUGCAGUUUCCGUGAUGCAGGUUCCAUUUUUAAUACAUUGUUCCACUGUCCUUUCUUCUGAGUAAAUUGCUAAUUGUGCCAAAUUUAUGUAAUAGUUUUUGUAAUGUGGAAUAAGAAUUAUGAUGGAACCAAUGCACAUAGUUUUUUCUGAAACAACCAGUCAAGGCAGAACAUUAAUCUCCAAAUGAAAGGGCUGAUCUAUUUAUUCAUUUUGGAGGUUGGAUACUUUAUUCUUUCCGUCAUCCUUUUCAUUGUUUCCUCCGGAUUCUAAUUAGUUUUUAUUUUUUUAGAUAACUCCAAUAUAAUCAUUACAGUUUAUGCUUUAAAUACUGUGUGCUUUAAAAAUGAAAAUGGGACCAAUUUGCUAAGAAUUUGAUUUUAGGUACUAUAAGAGUAUUAGGAAGAUAUAUACAACUGGUGUUAAUUUCUAGAUGUCUUCUAGAAAUCACUUGUGUUCCUAUUUAAUAAAAGGUAACUUAGAAUACUACUUGUCCUUUGCAGUAGUUUAGUAAUGGGCAUUAAGCUGUGUCCUGGAAGGAUGUACCUAUUACUAGGUGCAUUUUAGAAUGAAAUAUUAAUAUUUUAUUAGUAUAUAAUUAUGGCCAUAUAUCUCAGAUUUUCUGAGGCAGAUCUAAUUUUAGAUAAUUCUGUUGGUAGACCAUGUGAUCCUUCUUUUUGGUUUUGGAAAUAUAAUCAUUGUUAAUGUUUUCCCUCCAAAUAGAAUACUGUUUUAUCCAUAUAAAUCAUAGCAGCAUCUAUCCCAUGCCAGGGUUGGAAACUGAUAUUGGUAUCACCUGUGUUUUUUCUUAGUAUGUUUUAUUUCCCAGUUUCAUCUUAUUUUAAAAAUGAAAAUAUGGUGCCUUCCCUCCCUCCAGGAAGACUGGCAAAUAGUUCCUUUUAUUUACUGCUGCUGUGGAGUGAUGAGAUACGCACUUUACUCUUGAAGAUUCAGCAAAAAGCUUUUCACUUCCCAGUAUAUCCAGAAUACAUCACAUCUGGGACUUAGGAAAAUUUGCCAAGCAAUCUUUGUUUUUAUAGAUACUAAUGUUGACCCUCUCCACCGUUCAAUGUUAUAAAUAGAACAAGUCAAGCUAGUGUUUGUUAAUCUCCUUUCCCUCCCCAAAACUGUGGCACAGCAUAUAAAAAUGUACCUCAAUAAUGUUCUAUUAAAAAUGGGACAGGGGCCUUAUGUUUUCAUAAUUUCCCAACAAUGUGCCGCCAUAUUUUUGCCUCAAGGUAAAGGUUUUAACAGAUGAAAAAGUACUUCCCAAUUCCCCCUGUGCUAUUCCUAACCUGUAAUGCCCAAAUGUUUUGUGCAAUGUGUAGUGUGUGUGUAUAAAUACAUAUAUUCUUGAAGUAGACAUACCAUCAGAGACAUCAUUCACAAGUAACUGAUGUAUUGGCAUCUCAUUCAUAUUUCUGAUGUGUGAGGUAUAUGGUACUAAUUACCUUUUCCUUGAUGUUUGCCAAAUUUGAAUAAAGGCAUUGGUACGAAAUUACAGAAUGUAAAGAAAAUGUUUUUGGCUUGAAAAAUUAACAAAUAUUUUAUGACAUACCACAGUAUACUCUGCCCAAACCAGCCCCCUAUCUAUCUUUCCUGUUCUUUACAUCCCUGUUCCCCAUCCCUACUUCCUCAUUUUUUGGGGGUAUAACACAGUUCUUUGUAGCAUCAUUAUAAUUGCAGUUCUAUGGCAAUUGGACAAUUAUAAUUAUAGCAUGGAAACAGACUGGUAUUAAUAGUACAGUAGUCACCAGUGUGCCACAUUUGCAUUAGUAAUGCAAAAUAUACAUUUUAUAAAGGACAAACUUUGUGUUAUGUUUUAUUUUCAUUACAGUGUAUAAUAUUGUAAGAUUAUUGUAUGUCCUCAUUUGCAUUAUAAAUGUUUUUUUCCUACGUAAAGGCAUAAAUAUAGCAACUUUGUAUAAAGGUAGCUUAUUAGAUUUUUAAUUUUUUCUUUUAUAAAAAAUUGUCUAACAGUGGGACUACCAUUGCCAAAUUGUAUAUGAAAUAUGAAUUUUACCCCCAUGGUUAAUUUCUUCUAUAAACAUUCCAUAUUUCUCUAAUAAAGGACAUAAGUGAUACUGUACUAUGCAUAAAUUGUAUCUUAAUGCUGUUUCAGAUCAGCAUUUUAAAUUUUGGUUUGCAUUUUUAAUAUUGGCAAAACGUAACCACUGUUAAUUAAAAUAAAACCUUGUAUAUGUAACAACAUAAUUUGCCCUCUAUCCCUUCCCACCCUUUGUUCUCUAUUUCUCCCUAUCAGUGCCAACUUCAUACAUUUUGUAGCAUGGCAAUAAAAUAUAACUUUUACACUGAGGCCGAGUGUGGCUUUUUGGAGGAAGUGGGGAUGGGACAAUUGCCCUCUAGUUGUCUUUUGCAUAUGACUGUUUUUGCAUAUAAGCCAUGUCAUCAGGCAUGAAAAGUUCUCUCAUAUAUGAUGUAAACAUGCUUUUAAGGACAAGUGUGAAUGUGCUUUUUAAGCUUAAUUUUUGUCAAGACAAAUAAUUUUUUUAUCUUUGGAGAAGUCAGAGUUCUUUUAAGUACAAUCAAACGUUUAUUAACUGGAGUACUUAGAAUAAGCUAGUAAUUGAAUUUAGUUCAACAAGGGCUAAGCAACACAUUUUUUAAAAUUCUUAUUUAUUGUAGAGUAUUAUACUGUCCUACAAAUUAUGUAAAAUAUGGUUUAAUAUUAGAUGACUUUGGAUUUUGCAAUGCCUUACUGUUGUCAUUCUAGCAUAAAUAUCCAUGAUGAGGUACUCAAGUUGAUACUGGAAGCUGAGCUGAUCAUACACUGACCUGAAGCAUUCAUGAAAAGCUGCUUUGUUGAAUAAAGUCUGAUUGGAGUUCUUUUCAUGCUCACUUUCCCCUUACUGCCGAAAGUAGAUUGCAAUAAAACCCCAAUAAAACGUGGUUGGAUAUCUA